This is a messenger RNA of Zygosaccharomyces rouxii, 1470 nucleotides long. Its product is annotated as NADP(+)-dependent, decarboxylating phosphogluconate dehydrogenase. Gene Ontology annotation, molecular function: phosphogluconate dehydrogenase (decarboxylating) activity; NADP binding. The record is from RefSeq and is a predicted model, not a curated record. NCBI's taxonomy places the organism in Eukaryota, Fungi, Ascomycota, Saccharomycetes, Saccharomycetales, Saccharomycetaceae. The coding region runs from base 1 to 1470 and encodes 489 amino acids. Gene Ontology annotation, cellular component: cytosol. Gene Ontology annotation, biological process: pentose-phosphate shunt; pentose-phosphate shunt, oxidative branch. The transcript has a single exon.
AUGUCUGCAGAUUUCGGUUUGGUCGGUUUGGCCGUUAUGGGUCAAAACUUGAUCUUGAACGUUGUUGACCAUGGUUUCAGUGCUGUUGUCUACAACAGAACCACUUCAAGAGUUGACGAAUUCUUGGCUAACGAAGCCAAGGGUAAGAACAUCCAAGGUGCACACUCUAUCAAGGAGUUUGUUGACAAGCUAAAGAGACCUAGAAAGUUGAUGCUUUUGGUCAAGGCUGGUAAACCAGUUGAUUAUUUAAUUGGCGAUUUGUUGCCAUACUUGGAAGAGGGUGAUAUUAUCAUUGACGGUGGUAACUCUCACUUCCCAGACACUAACAGACGUUACGAGGAAUUGAAACAAAAGGGAAUUCACUUUGUUGGUUCAGGUGUUUCCGGUGGUGAAGAUGGUGCCCGUUGGGGUCCAUCUCUAAUGCCAGGUGGUGACGAAGCCGCAUGGCCAGCUAUCAAGUCAAUCUUCCAAAGUGUUUCCGCUAAGAGUGACGGUGAGCCAUGUUGUGACUGGGUUGGUCCAGCAGGUGCUGGUCACUUCGUUAAGAUGGUUCACAAUGGUAUUGAAUACGGUGAUAUGCAAUUGAUUUGUGAAGUUUACGAUAUUUUGAAGCGUGUUGGUAAAUUCGAAGAUAAGGAAAUUGGUGAAAUCUUCGAGAAGUGGAACAAAGGUGUUCUAGACUCUUUCUUGAUUGAAAUCACUACCGAUAUCUUGAAGAAGAACGAUAAGGAUGGUGUUCCAUUGGUCGAAAAGAUCUUAGAUACCGCUGGUCAAAAGGGUACCGGUAAGUGGACCGCAGUCAACGCCUUGGAUUUGGGUCAACCAGUUACCUUGAUCGGUGAAGCCGUUUUCUCUCGUUGUCUAUCUGCUAUCAAGCCUGAAAGAACUCGUGCUUCCAAGAUUUUGCCAGGUCCAGAAAUUCCAGACGGUGUUGUUAAGGACAAGAAGCAAUUUGUUGAUGACUUAGAACAAGCUCUUUAUGCUUCUAAGAUUAUCUCUUACGCUCAAGGUUUCAUGCUAAUCCGUGAAGCCGGUAAGGAAUACGGCUGGAAGUUGAACAACCCUGCCAUUGCUCUAAUGUGGAGAGGUGGUUGUAUCAUCAGAUCCGCCUUCUUGGGUGAAAUCACAAAGGCUUACAGACAAGAUCCAGAUUUGGAGAACUUGUUGUUCCACGACUUCUUCACUCAAGCCGUAACCAAGGCUCAAGGCGGCUGGAGAAGAAUUUUGGGUAUCUCUACUACCUAUGGUGUUCCAACUCCUGCCCUAGCCACUGCAUUGGCCUUCUACGACGGUUACAGAUCCGCUAGAUUGCCAGCUAACUUGUUGCAAGCUCAAAGAGACUACUUCGGUGCUCACACUUUCCAAGUCUUGCCUGAGUGUGCUAACGCUGAUUUCCCAGCAGGUCAAGACAUUCACUUCAACUGGACCGGUCAUGGUGGUAACAUCUCCUCCUCUUCUUACCAAGCUUAA